UUGAAGGUUUCUCUCAAAGUACCAUCCGUACCGCAAGCUAGAUGCAAAACUGUUUUAUGGGAAACCCGUGCGUGGAGUCCAAAGUCCAUCUUCAGAUGGCAGAACUGUAUAUUCCGAGGUUGAAGAUAUAAACACUGUAUUUGGAAAAGGUCAAAAGGGUUUGCCUGAUGGUAUUUGUCAACCAAAAAAACAAUAAGUUAUUAGCACUCAUCCUUCUCUUCUGAUCAUCAUGGGCUCAUCAUCUCAUUAGCUUAUCAAGAUAAGUUGUUUCACACAUAUGGAUUCAAGAAUGAACCUUGACGAAGAGGAAGAGACUUCAAAUGAGAUUGAAGAGACUUCAGAUGAGAUUGAAGAAAAUACAUCUCACCCUCCCCGUGGAUCGGCUUGUCUAGACAAGGUCAGAAACGGGGUUAAUUUAUCGGUUGAGUUCCAACGUGGUACUUUUCUCCCGCUUGGUAAAUCUAGUACAAGGUAUACUAAUUGGGUAGGAUUGGAGACUAGAACAUCCAUUUCAAUCCUUUUGGAGGAUUGGAAGAAAGUUAAACAAGAGGACAAGGAUCAUUUGUGGUCGGCGGUUCAGAAACAUUGGAACAUACCAAAUAACGACGACACCAAACAUAUCAAGAACUCCACCUUGAAGAUUGCUAAUACAUCAUGGAGAAACUUUAAGAAGAACCUUAUUUCUAAAUAUGUGCGUAAGGGAAAAGUCCCUUUUUUGAAAUACAAGUUCAUCAAAGAAGAGACAUGGGCAAAUUUCUGUUGUCUCAAGUCGACUAAUGAAUUCAAGGUAAAAAGUGAAAAAGGGAAGGAUCUUGUGAAGUUGAACAAGAACCCACACUGUCUAGGAUCACGAGGGUACCUUCCAAAGAUACCACAGUGGGAGAAAGAGAAGGAGCUAAGUAAAUGUCCAGAGUUAUUUAGCCUAUCAACUGAGCGAGCACGUAAUUUUCUACUAGCAAGGCGAGUUAAAGUUGGGCCUGGGCCUGGUGACUAUGAGCUACCUGAGAACCUUCUGCCAUUGCAACUCAGAUUGUAAGCUAGUUUCUUUAUUCUGUUACGUCUUCACAGUAACGAGAGUAUGUUUCUAAGUAUGUCUAGUUAUUGGAUUUUUGUUUAAGUGUAAAUGGGUGCUUUUAUAAAAUGACAAAUUGAAAAAGAGCAAUUAGCACCGGGUGACGAUUCCCUGGUAGCGGUGAUGGGAAAGGACCAUCCGGGUUGCACUAGAGGUGUAAGUCACAAUGUCGGGGUGAGAACUACCCUUCCGGGCAUCGCAGAUAAGAUAAGAAAACAUGAAGACAUAAAGUCGCUUAAAAGAACCUUGGAGGAUCAACAAAAGCAUAUGGAGGAUCAGGAAAGAUAGAUUCAAGAGUUACAAAUAUCCAAUGCUAACUUUAUGGAUCAGCAAAAGCAUAUGCAGGAGCAAAUUCAAACUAUCCUAUCUCAACAACAUCCAUCCACUAGUAGCCCUGGGAUGCAACAUAGUAGUGAAGGUUCAACAACUUGCUUAGAGUGGGCCACUAUUCUCGAGAAACCUACACAAUGCGAGCUAAUUCAUGGCUCGACUCGAUUAGCUUGUGCUAAGGGGAUGGUGUAUCCUAUAGGUGAUGGGAUCCUUCAUAGCGUUCCAAUGAAGGCAAGUUGUGUGAAGGUUCAGAUAGACAUGGUAUAUGAUGGAUUUGGUGAUUUUGACCUUCCCGUGCAUAAUGAAGAAUUGGAGACGCUGAAAGAUGCGAAUGGGGCCUAUAUUCAAUGGCCGCAAACUGAUGUUUUACUUAAGGUCUCCAAAAUGAAUGUUGCAAAACCAACACUCAUGGUCGAAAAAAGUCAAUCACAAAAGUUCCAUGUUCAAAAUGAAGAUAUCGAGGUGCAUUCCAAGAGGCAAAAGUUGCCUCAAAAGUCCAAAGUGAAUCAAUCAAUCAACGUCAGUAUGCCUGCUAAAAUGCGUUAUCGACCAAUAGAAUUACAAAGAUUUUAUUCCUGUUUGAACUCCAAUGAUGAGUGGCGUCGAAUGGGGGUUACAGUUGAAGCUGAGAAAGGGGUUUUUGGAGCUGAGGGAACAUUGAUUGCAUUAAGCUAUGAUGACUUGUAUGACUUAUUGAGGCAACGUUGGCUGGAGUCGGGCAUCAUAGCUGCAUAUAUGAGUGGACUGCAUUUGUUAUUGUCCCAAAAGCCAAGGAACAACCGUUGUGCUUUCAUACACCCGGAUUCAAUUAGCGAUCUUUAGAUAUAGUCUUCACCAUCACAUGUGGCUGAUCUAAUCUAUAAUGCAUUUACCGCAUCACAUAACAAAAACAAAGAGUUUUUCAUUGCACCAUGCAUGGAUGGGAAUCAUUGGGUGCUGUUACUUGUCUUGCCUAAAAGCCGCAGUGUUUAUGUCUUGGAUUCAACCCGUGAGCAGUCUGAAAGGAAGCCAGAAUCAUAUCGGAUUAAAUCAUUAUUUGACAAGGCUAUUAUAAAAUAUAGUCCAAGUAUUUUGGCUGGACUAGUAACAUGGAUAAUGACUCAGUGCAAUAAGCAAAAGAAAUCUUGGGAGUGUGGGUACUAUGUUUGCAAAUGGUUGUUUCAAUUUGUGAUGGAACAACAAUAUACUUUUCCUCAGCAGACUCCAUGGAAGAAACAAUGCUUUUCGGAUGCUGAAUUGGACGGGAUAGCUAUUGCAAUUGUCAAGCGGCUAACUCUUAGCUACUUUAAACCAUAGUAUGUCUUUGUAAGCUUUAGACAUCCGUAGUUUAGUAGGUCUCUUCAAACAAAGAUGUUACAUAUAUGUAUGUUAUCUUUAAUGUCUUCGAAUAUGUUUCAUCUUCAUGGUGUUUUUGUAAACUUACGGGGCAUUUUGAUAUAUAUAUAUAUAUAUAUGUGUGUGUGUGUGUGUGUUUCUAA
Molecule: messenger RNA, 2880 nt
Organism: Erigeron canadensis
Lineage: Eukaryota; Viridiplantae; Streptophyta; Magnoliopsida; Asterales; Asteraceae
Exons: 12
Coding region: 1394-2224 (276 amino acids)
Source: RefSeq, a predicted model, not a curated record